UAGCUCUUAGUCGACACAGAGCUUCACGUCAGGACAUAAAGGAGUGUGGGAUCUCUUCAGACACACUAAACUGUUUCUUUACCUUGCCCAGGACGUUAAAUAGGCAUAUCCAGAUUGAUAUUAACCUGAUCUGGCCGUCUCUACCUCCCUUCUUAUUGGUCUCUCUCUCUCUCUCUCUCUCUCUCUCUCUCAGACUUGCAUUGAGGACAGUACAGUUCUCACAGACCGCUAGUGCUCGGACAGUCUCAGUAGAAACAGAAGACCGAACCGCAAGAAGGAGCGCUUUUGUCAUGCUUCAUUCCAGGAACAGAUGGACAUUGAAGUGGACAUUUCUUUUGACACAUUUUUGAAGUCUUUGCUGACUUUGACACAAAGUCAUCUGUGAACGGAUACCCGUAACUUGGGACCAUAUCAAAAGGGUGAAGAUGAGGUCCAGGACCAGCGAUAUGGAGGGGCCAGAGAACAGACCACUGAAGCCACUCGCUAAAAUACUCAACACUGAGAAAGAGGGAAGCAAACAAGAGCUGAUGAGGACGAACACCAGAGCUCGGGAGGAAAAAGAGAGCAGUGAGGAGAAGGCUGUUUCUGGGACUUUGAAAAAGCCUUGUGAGAUGCAGCAGAGGAGAGCCAGACUGAUGGACCUCUCCAAAGAAGAUCUCAUCCGUCUGCUGGGAGUCAUGGAGGGAGAAGUUCAGGCCCGUGAAGACAUUAUCCACAUGCUGCAGUCUGAGAGAACACGACCCGAGGUUCUGGAGGCUCAUUACGGAUCUGCGGUUCCGGUCAAACCUCUACAAGCUCUGCAGAGAGACAGUCUGAUGACCAGUGGAGACUUGAUCAGAGACGACGUCUAUGAGAUCCCGAUGAUAGAGCUGGACCGUUUGGAGGAGAAGCACCAGGAGACGUACAGACGGAUGUUAGAGCAGCUGCUCUUAGCUGAGAAAUGCCACCGACGCACCGUCACCGAACUGGACAAUGAAAAGCGCAAACAUGUCGACUUCAUGAACAAAAGCGAUGAAUUCACCAACCUGCUGGAGCAGGAGAGAGAGAGACUUAAGACACUGUUGGAGCAAGAGAAGGCAUACCACGCUCGCAAGGACAAGGAUCACAGCAAACGUCUUGAGAAAGUUCAGGAGGAGCUGGUAAAGUUGAAAUCAUUUGCCCUGAUGCUGGUGGAUGAAAGGCAGCUUCACGUUGAACAUAUUGAGCAGCAAAUACAGAAGGUUAAGGAUCUCAGCAAGAAGCUACAUGAAAGAGAGCAGCAGUUGGAGCUCAUCAACAGCAAAGCUAAAGAAGACAGUCAGAGGAUGCAAAGGCUGGAGCUCGACCUAGAACAUAAGACCUCCAGAUUUUCACAGGAACAUGAGGAGAUGACCACCAAGCUGGCCAAGCAGGAGUUUGAAAGUCGACAGCUGCGUCUAAAGCUGGCCAGCCUGUCACGCAGGAUUGAGGAGUUGGAGGAGGCCAAUCGUAUGUUGCAGAAGUCUGAGGGGGACCUUCAGGACCUGCGGGACAAAAUAAGCAGAGGGGAGUGCGGGAACUCAGGCCUCAUGGCUGAGCUGGAGAACCUUCGCAAGAGAGUUCUGGAAAUUGAGGGCAAGGAUGAGGAGAUCACGAAAACAGAAGCGCAGUGCAAGGAGCUAAAGAGGAGGCUCCAAGAUGAGGAAAAUCACAGCCGUGAGCUGAAACUAGAGGUUGAAAAACUGCAAAAGAGGAUGGUGGACCUGGAGAAACUGGAAGGAGCUUUCAAUGUGAGCAAAUCUGAAUGUGCCCAGCUUCACAACAACCUGGAGAAAGAAAGAACCUUGACAAAGAGCUUGGUAUGUGAGCUGGAAACAGUUAAACACCAUAUCAAAGAACUUGAGUGCUCAGAAUCGAGGCUGGAAAAUGCUGAGACAGGUUUAAAGGAUGACUUGACCAAACUAAAGUCAUUCACGGUGAUCCUAAUGGAUGAGAGGAAGAACAUGGCUGAACGAAUAAAACAGGAAGAGCAGAAAAGUGAGGAGACUAACAAACUGUUUAAAGCUGAGCAAUGCAAAGUCAUGGAGGUCACAGAAAAGCUGAUUGAGGAAAGUAAAAAGCUUCUUAAACUAAAGUCCGAAAUGGAGAUGAAAGUGUCCGCUCUUACCAAGGAAAAAGAAGACCUGAAAUCUAAACUUGUAAGUGAAGAAGAGAAACGAAAGGAUCUCAGUAUAAAGCUAUGUCAGAUACAAAGUAAAGUGGAUGAGCAGGAGGAAGCUGAGUGGGAAUCUUCAAGAAACAGAGCUAAUGUAGACAAAGUUGGGUAUCCUGAUGAGGACAACAAGGUUAAGGAGCUUACUAUGGAGAUUGAGAGACUAAGGAACCGACUUAAACAGCUUGAGGUUGUGGAGGGCGAUUUGUUGAAGACAGAGGAUGAGUACGACAUGCUUGAUAAGAAGUUCAGAACCGAGCAAGACAAAGCCAAUGCCCUUUCCCAGCUCCUGGAGGAGAUGAAGACGCAGAUCACCAAGAACAAGGCCAUAGAAAAAGGAGAGUUGGUAUGCCAAGAAGCUGAGCUGAGACUACGCUGCAAGAAGGAAGAGGCCAAAACAAGAGAUCUUCAGGUUGAUGUCCAAGCUCUAAAGGAGAAGAUUCAUGAGCUCAUGAACAAGGAGGAUCAAUUAUCUCAGCUUCAGGUGAACUACACAGUUCUCCAGCAGCGGUUCAUCGAAGAGGAGGAUAAAAAGAAAAACAUGAGUCAAGAAGUUCUCCAACUAACUAAAGAGUUAGAAGCUACUAAGCGUUACAGCCGUGCCCUUAGACCCAGCAUGAAUGGAAGGAGGAUUGUGGACGUUCCUCUUGCUUCCACUGCAGUACAGACCGAUGCAGACAUGAACAAACGCAUCGAAGACGAGACUCCGGCUGUGUUCAUCCAGAAGUCUGUUCUAGAGGAAAAUCAGAUCAUGAGUAAUCUGAGGCAGAAAGGUCUCAAGAAGCCGACUGUGUUGGACCGUUACCCGCCGGCCGCUGCAGAGUUGGGGACGAGGAAGUCUUGGAACCCUUGGAUGAAGAAGAAAGAAGCGGUUACUAUCACUCAUGGAGUUCCAUCAACCAAGGAGGUCAAUGGAACAACAUCACGCUCAUCACCAGAACUAAUAAUGUCUCAGAAACCCGGUCAGCCCCUUCAUAUUAAGGUGACUCCAGACCAUCAGAGCAGCACUGCCACGUUGGAGAUCACCAGUCCACGUGCUGAAGACUUCUUCUCCAGUACCACCAUCAUCCCAACUCUUGGGCUGCAGAAACCACGCAUAACAAUCGUUCCGACUUCUAUGCUGCCAAAGUCCAAAACCAAUGAAGGGCCAGCUGAACGGACAAAGUCUCCAGUCACUAUAACGGCCAUCUCCAGAGCUAAAUCUCCAGAGAAGGGUAAGGGCUCUGAGCAUCCUGCUUCUCCUCUGUCCAUCAUAACCGUAAGCGCAACUCCAGUCUCCCAGGCGUCCAUCUCCCCAGAGCCCCAUGAGAUGACCAUGGGCAGGGCCGUGUUCAAGUUGACCCCUGAAAAGCAGACGGUUCCAACGCCCAUCCGGAAAUACAACUCCAAUAUUAUAACCACAGAGGACAACAAGAUCCACAUCCACCUUGGGUCACCAGGGUUCAAGAAACCUCAGGAUGACCGAAGUGGUUCAGUUAUGGUUUGGCCUAACGGUGUAAAUUCAGACAGCAAAGAGAUGCAAACGGGGAAAGUUUUGCGCGCUCCCAGACAGACGUCAGCUAAUGUCGGAAACAUGAUCCAAGGAAAGAUGACCAGCAGCAUCACAAUAACCCCCAUCACCUCGGCCCCAUCCAGACCUACUCAUUCUGUGUUGCUUCUGAAAUGUUUCAAAAUGAUAUCAGGGGGUGUCUGCUCCCUAGAUAGCUCUCUUUCAAGCACGGAACGGACGUGCAGUCAUCUCGCUCCACGGCAACACGAAUCCCCAUGUCAAAAGAGAAUGUUGUGCUCCAUGUGAAUCGAGAGCCAUGCUGAGGUUGUUUCAGAUCCGUAAUAUGCCUGACAGAAAGGUCUCUACAUUUGCUUUGCAUCCAAAUGUAGCAAUAGAACGAGGUUUGAAUCAGUCAAAGCUGGUUCAAGCACAAGGAUCUGAAGUGUUGCUCCAUAUCUACUUGCAUACAGCCUAUAUCAUCAAUUCAAGACUACAAGAAAGUCAGUCAGACGGCAGAUUACUGAACACUGGAUGUUUACCAGACAGUAAAGAAAGAGAUCAAAGUUGUACAGAACAUGGAAAGUUGUGGCAUGUCAGAAGAAGAGAAACAGAUACGUAUUUUGAGAGUAAAACAUGGAAAAGUCUACAUGCAAUCAAAACUGACCCCAUUUACUGCCAUUUUUUUUUAGGUCAUUUUGACCCAGAGAGGAUUUGAUUUUUCCCAAAAAUGCUUGUUAAUGUUACAGCAUUAAGACUACAACCUACUGACACAGGCUAUACAAUAGCAGCUUUCCAAAUAAACUGGAUAACUUUUGCACUUGGAUUCAAUCUUUUCAUCAACAUGUUUUCUUUCAUUUAGCACAGCUUCAUGCACUUCAGUUUCUGAGUGAACAUUGCCAAAAUUAUCCACAAAUUAUGCUUUUUUUCCCCUCAAAAACUGAGGUGCUUAAGCUCAAAUCAAUGAGAGAUGAUCAAUUCAGUUUCUAAAAGAAUACAAAAACCUCUGCGCAUUGAAAGCAAGCAAGUUGUCAAAAAUACUGAAUCCAAAGAUCUUGUAAAAGUAUAGCAUAAUAAGAGAUUUA
This is a messenger RNA of Carassius carassius (crucian carp), 4741 nucleotides long. Its product is annotated as filamin-A-interacting protein 1-like. NCBI's taxonomy places the organism in Eukaryota, Metazoa, Chordata, Actinopteri, Cypriniformes, Cyprinidae. The transcript is spliced from 8 exons. The record is from RefSeq and is a predicted model, not a curated record. Bases 426 to 3965 code for a protein of 1179 amino acids.